AUGGACAGCUGUCCGUCGUGGGACUUUUCCCUCUCGGAGAAAACCUUCCUGGCUUUCUUCCUGCUGUUCCUCGCCUGCGUCGUCUUCUCGGUCGCCGCUAACGGAUUCCUCUUCUUCCUGGUGGCGCGGUACAGGCAGCUCCUGUGGCAGCCGCAGUACAUCCUGCUGAAGAACAUCUCGGCAUGCGGCGCCGGCACGGGUUUCACCGCCGCCCUCGCGCUGUCGGUGUCCGUCACGCAGAGGAAGACGCAGAGCUACGGGUCCUGGUGCGUCGCGCAGUUCUGCGUCCUGCGCUGCUUCUUCCUGACCUCCCAGGUCACCUUGGCCCUGAUGGCCCUGGAGCGCUACGUCUUCAUCUGCCACGGCAUCCACUACCUCAGGGUCAUCAGCGGGCGCAACGUCCAUGUCUGCGUCGGGCUGGCCUGGCUGCUCAGCGGGGCGGCCAGUGUCCACGGGGGGCUGAUCCUGAGCCGGGCCGAGGGGGGCUCCCGGCGGCCGACCGGCGGGCUCCUGUGCGACGCCGUCACCGUCAGGCAGCACCUGGCGUUCUCCGUCCGAGACGACGUGCUGGUGUUCGGACCGCCGUCCGUCCUCACCGUCCUGUGCAUACUGACCAUCUGCUACUGCUACGCCUGCAUGUACCACGCCGCGCUCAAGGUGAGCAUGGCGCUCAAGUGCAGCAACCACCGGGCCAGCCGCACGGUGGGACUCUACAUCUUGAUGUUCCUGCUGCAGCUGGCGUUCAACGUGUUCUUCGUGGUCCUCACGCUGUCCGAGAAGAGGGACGCCGCCUCCUGCGGCGUCCACCGGUCCCUGGUGACGGCGCUGCUGAUCGCCGUUCCCCCGGGCAUCUUCGCCUCGUUCUUCGCCACCAGGAACCCGCAGAUCAACCGGCUGCUCCGCAAGUUGAGGGGCGCGUCCGCCGGCGGGAUCCGGAGGAUCCGGCAGAGCAGCGGCAGCAGCGCCGAAAGAACUGGGAAGCCAACGCUUCACGUGGAGCGGGAAGGACUGAACAGCUCGCCUCCGCCGCUACCUGGAUACAUCUGGACACAUUCUGAGGACCGGCAGGAGACCUGA
Messenger RNA from Salarias fasciatus (jewelled blenny), 1077 nucleotides. Its product is annotated as olfactory receptor 1G1. Gene Ontology annotation, molecular function: olfactory receptor activity; G protein-coupled receptor activity; odorant binding. The transcript has a single exon. Bases 1 to 1077 code for a protein of 358 amino acids. Gene Ontology annotation, cellular component: membrane. The record is from RefSeq and is a predicted model, not a curated record. NCBI's taxonomy places the organism in Eukaryota, Metazoa, Chordata, Actinopteri, Blenniiformes, Blenniidae. Gene Ontology annotation, biological process: detection of chemical stimulus involved in sensory perception of smell; G protein-coupled receptor signaling pathway.